AAACAGGCUCCAACAAUCCGAGCUGCUUGUGAGUCGGGUCGCGGCCGUCACCGCAAUCUUCGUAACCUCGGCGAUGCAACAGUGCUCCCCAAGGAAGUCGAAGAAGACCUUGUGCUUUGGCUCAACACGCUGCGGAAGGACGGAGCGCCUGUUUCGAGGCUCAUGCUACAGCUACAGGCAAAAGAGGUAGCCGCUGAGAAUGGGCUGCACGAGAAAUUCGCAGCAUCUCCUACAUGGGUAAAGCUGUUCCUAAGGCGC
This is a messenger RNA of Phytophthora sojae, 258 nucleotides long. RefSeq lists its product as hypothetical. The record is from RefSeq and is a predicted model, not a curated record. The transcript has a single exon. Lineage: Eukaryota; Oomycota; Peronosporomycetes; Peronosporales; Peronosporaceae. The annotation marks the transcript as partial.